Molecule: messenger RNA, 237 nt
Organism: Sparassis crispa
Lineage: Eukaryota; Fungi; Basidiomycota; Agaricomycetes; Polyporales; Sparassidaceae
Exons: 3
Coding region: 1-237 (78 amino acids)
Source: RefSeq, a predicted model, not a curated record
AUGUCUUCAAAGCGUGCGCAGAAAGUGAACACAUACUUGGAUAUUGAGGUUAUCGUCAACAAUGAAGAGGAGGAGGAGGAGGAGGAGGAGGAACUGGCCAAGUUGCUCGCCGACGUCCAAUGCACUCAACAAGCUCGGGUGCGUCUUGAUAAUGCAUGUGUCGGCAAUGAUGCUGCUGAGGCAGAACCCAUGGCCUGGUCUAUUACGGAGAGAGACAUGGCGGCUAGAUGUGCAUAG